This is a messenger RNA of Triplophysa dalaica, 1541 nucleotides long. It is a transcript of the gene arv1, whose product is annotated as ARV1 homolog, fatty acid homeostasis modulator. NCBI's taxonomy places the organism in Eukaryota, Metazoa, Chordata, Actinopteri, Cypriniformes, Nemacheilidae. The record is from RefSeq and is a predicted model, not a curated record. Gene Ontology annotation, cellular component: Golgi apparatus; cortical endoplasmic reticulum. The coding region runs from base 205 to 924 and encodes 239 amino acids. The transcript has 6 exons. Gene Ontology annotation, biological process: sphingolipid metabolic process; intracellular sterol transport; sterol metabolic process.
UCGCUGUUGAAGAAAGUCAAAGUGGAGAAAUAGUCGCUGGAUAAAAUAGCUCCGCAUAAGUACAGCAGCGACAGAGCUGCCAGCACAACACCCCCGCCAGCAGGUGCCAUGUUGUGAGUAAUGUUGUGAGCAGGUGCGCGUAAAAGCUCCGCCCCUUCUGAGAGAGCAGGAAGCAGUGGGCGUUGUUUUCAGACUGUAGGGAGAAUGGCACCGGGAGCUUUUAAAUGCAUCGAGUGCAAUGAAGAUGCGAACGAGCUGCAUCGAGAUUACAGCAAUGGCAUAUUGAAGAUCACCAUAUGUGCCUCAUGCAAGAAACCGGUGGACAAAUACAUUGAAUAUGAUCCAGUUAUUAUUCUAAUAGAUGCAACUCUAUGCAAAAUUCAGGCAUUUAGACAUAUUCUCUUCAACACUGAGAUUAACAUCCACUGGAAGCUGUGUGUGUUCUGUCUGCUCUGUGAGGCAUAUCUGCGGUGGUCUCUUCUUCAGGGGUCACAGCCCAGCGGUGACCCCGCUGACAUCAUCCGUUACACUAAAGAGUGGGAUUUUUACUGCAUGUUUGCAUUGGCUGCACUUGAGCUGGCUGUGUUUUGCACGGGCGUGCUGCUGAUCCUCUGGACGGUCCGACGCUUUAAUGGCGCUUCUAUAGAGUUUCAUUCACUGCUGAAGGGUCUUUUGCUCUCCAGCUACGGUAAAGUCCUGCUGAUACCUGCUGUCAUCUGGGAGCACGACUUUUCCCCGCUCUGCUUCAGCCUCAUACGACUGUUUGUGUUGACCUCCAACACACAAGCCAUCAAAGUGAUUCUGAACUGCAGUAGACGUCUGUCUCUCCUGGCGGUGUGUGCUGGCUUACUCUUGGAGACUUUUGUUUCCCAAGCUUUCAAAACACUGCAGGUCUCCUCUCAAGACUAUCUGCCAGUGUUUUAGAACCAAACCGAAGGACCUCGUUCCAGAAGUCUGUAGAAAUGAAUGAGACGGACAUCAAGAUUAUCUGAAUCCAACAGUCCUGCACUCAGCGAUUUCUGUUUUGCAUUGUUUUAUUUCUCUUUUGAACUAGUUCUAGAUUAGUUUGUCUAAUGCUUUGGAAACGUUGUUUGGUCUCUACACAGAAAUGUUUGUGAAACUAAAUGAGGUCACGGAGAGCAAAUUGCUCAUUUUUACCAUGGUUACCGCGAGGUUAUGAGUUUUUUUACUUCUGGUAUUUUCUAAGAUAGGUUUUAAAACUGCACCUUUUUGACUAUUAUAGAUUCACCUCAAGGCAAAGAGGAUUAUUUUGGGUUUGUAUAGGCCGGAACGUCAGUAGGCCUGUUGGUUUAGCGCAACGCCGUAUGUUUACGUAGGCUUUGAAGACACGGCUUUACAUUCCUGAGGUAAUUUGUCAAAUUCCUGCCAAAGAGCCCUGCGGAGGAGAGACGUUAACGCAAAUAUACUGCAUAUGGCUGCGGUUCACAUACUCCAACAAUCUGUUUCAUAUUGGACGGUUUCAGUAUGAACUUUGAACAGCAACGAAUUGCUAUAUUAACGAAAUAAAUCUUCAAUUUUGC